Molecule: messenger RNA, 2234 nt
Organism: Merops nubicus (carmine bee-eater)
Lineage: Eukaryota; Metazoa; Chordata; Aves; Coraciiformes; Meropidae
Gene: CTDSPL
Product: CTD (carboxy-terminal domain, RNA polymerase II, polypeptide A) small phosphatase-like
Exons: 9
Coding region: 125-1006 (293 amino acids)
Molecular function (GO): RNA polymerase II CTD heptapeptide repeat phosphatase activity
Source: RefSeq, a predicted model, not a curated record
UUUUUUUUUUUUUUUUAAAUACAAACCUGCGUAUUGAUUUUUAAACAAACAAACAAACCAAUCCCCCCGCACACUCGCCUGCCUCUGGGAGGGAAAUAGCCAGGUGGAAUCUCACUCUGUUUCCAUGGACAACCCGUCCAUUAUCACCCAGGUGACUAACCCCAAAGAGGAGGAGAUCCUGUCCUGCACUCAGGAUAAAGUGUCCCAAUGUAAUAUCAGCUUGAAGAAGCAGAGGAGUCGAAGUAUCUUUAGCACCUUAUUCUGCUGCUUUCGUGACUACAAUGUCGAACCACCAUCUACCAACAGCACCAGUGCUCUUCCUCCUUUGGUGGAGGAGAAUGGAGGACUUCAGAAGGGUGACCAGAUGCAGGUCAUGCCUAUACCAAGUGGAAUAUACUAUUUCCACGGGACUGAAGCAGUGCAGCAGUCGUUUCACUACAAGCCACCAGCUAAAUACCUCCUGCCAGAACUGACAGCAUCAGACUAUGGGAAGAAGUGUGUGGUCAUUGAUUUAGAUGAAACUUUAGUGCACAGUUCAUUUAAGCCAAUUAGCAAUGCUGAUUUCAUCGUUCCUGUUGAAAUUGAUGGAACCAUACAUCAGGUUUAUGUAUUGAAACGACCACACGUGGACGAGUUUCUUCAGAGGAUGGGAGAGCUCUUUGAAUGUGUACUCUUCACAGCCAGUCUAGCCAAGUAUGCAGACCCAGUAGCCGACUUACUGGAUCGCUGGGGUGUGUUCAGGGCAAGGCUCUUUAGAGAAUCCUGUGUUUUCCACCGAGGAAAUUAUGUGAAGGAUCUGAGUCGACUGGGACGUGAGCUGAGUAAAGUUAUUAUAGUAGAUAAUUCUCCUGCAUCUUACAUCUUCCAUCCUGAAAAUGCAGUGCCUGUGCAGUCCUGGUUUGAUGACAUGACAGACACAGAGCUGCUAGAUCUUAUUCCUUUCUUUGAAGGACUAAGCAAAGAGGAAGAAGUUUACAGUAUGCUUCAUAAACUCUGCAACAGGUAGCCCAUAACUUUGACUGACUUCUGCUACUAGGUUGCAGUUGCUAGAGGCUGUCUCCAUCUUUUUCAGCUCUUUCAAAUGUAAGCUUUUGGGAGGUCACCUCUGUCAGAAGUGCUACUCUUGAUCUUCCUGUUACAUUGGACACAAAGGACAAUCAUGAGUGAUGCUAUUAAGCCUUCAGAAGCCUGACUCCUAAGGUCAUGUGUUCAGACUACUUUUCUAAAGGAAAAAAAAAAAAAAGAAAAAAAAAAGAAGCUAUUUUAAAUGGGACUCUUUUAAUGAAUUUCAUAAAUGGACAUCUUUUACUGGAUCAGCUUUUCUUAAAACAUGCCAAAAAAAGAAGCUUGUAUUUCAGCAGUUGAAUUUCUCUCCCUUUCUUCCCCUCCCACUAUGCAGACAAUUUUACCCCCCUGCUUAGAGCAGUUGACCUGACUCUGAAUUUUUUCUUACAGAAUGAAGUGCCUUUUUGAAUGUUAUUUUAAGAUAAAAAAUUCAUUUUUGUAUAAGACGUAUUUCCAGACAUCUUUUAGUCUUGUAUUGUCUAAAUGCUUUAAAAGGAAAAAGGAAAAAUUUUAUAGAGCACUGUAAUAUAUAACAAAGGAAAAAGUUGAAACAAAGAUGCUGGGUUCCUGUCUCCACAACGACAUUAAGUUGUGUUCCAUUUUGUCAUGCUCAGAAGGUUUAAGCGUUUGUGGGAGGGGUGAUUUGGGUUAAUGACAUGGUUGUUUCACUGAUAGGAUUUUGGGCACAGUUUUGAACAUAUCUGCAGUUGUUUGAGUAUUAGGGAAUGAUGGAAUUGAGAAAAUAAGGUGGCUAAUAGAUCUAAAGCACCUUCUAUUCUAGACAGAUGAAGUUCUGUUGUCUCUGCUUACGCACAACUGCCAUGCCUCUUGUUUUUUUAGAAGACCAUUAUCUUGGGAGAGUGGGGAGGAGAUCUAUUUAUUAGUUAAGACUCUUUUCUUGAAAAAAACAAAAACAAACCCAUCUGGGUAAGCUGGAUCUGUAUUGAGCUGUUUGGAGUACUUUUUUCUUUUAAUUGCUGCUACUGUAUACUCACCAAAUGGAGUUGACCAUCGGCUGUUAUACUGUUUUUGCCACUGUGCCUGUGCUAUGAAAAAUUUUCUGUAAGCUGCAGACUUGGGCAAUAAACAAAAUGCAGGCUUCAUAACCCACCCCUACGUAUCAAUCCAAGGUACCUGAUGUACCAGAGAACUCUGCUCAAGGUGACCUG